UGAGGGGAACAUGAUUUCACUUUCACUUCGGGCAUCCUGUCACUGAGUCACGCAGCGUGUGGAGUAGUGGUACGGACAGACAAAGAAAGUAAAACAGACGGACGGCUUUGAAGAGACAUAAGAACACAUUUAAACACUGCGCCAUGGCAUUUAAGUACCCGGCAGCUCGGAGAGAUGAGAGUAAGGUGGAUGACUACCAUGGGGUUAAAAUAUAUGACCCUUAUGCCUGGUUGGAAGAUCCUGACAGUGACGAAACAAAGGCCUUUGUGGAGGAGCAGAAUAAGCUGACCAUGCCAUUCCUGGAGCAGUGUGCGGUCAGGCCUCAGUUUCACCAGCGGCUAACUGAGCUCUAUGACUACCCCAAAUACAGCUGCCCCUACAAGAGAGGAAACAGGUAUUUCUACUUCCAUAACCAGGGCCUGCAGAACCAGGAUGCACUCUAUGUGCAGGACUCUCUGGAUGGACCAGCCACAGUCUUCUUUGACCCAAACACACUGUCUGAGGAUGGGACUGUAGCCUUGAAGAUGGGGCGCCUAUCGGAGGAGUGCGAGUACUUUGCGUACGGCCUGAGCUCCAGCGGCUCCGACUGGGUGACGGUGCACUUCCUGAAGGCUGAUGACCUCACGAAGCUGCCUGAUGUCCUGGACAGGGUGAAGUUCAGCUGCCUGGCCUGGACCCACGAUGCCCGCGGAGUGUUUUAUAACUGCUACCCCCGGCAGGACGGCAAGGCUGAUGGCACAGAGACCACAUCCAACCUCAACCAGAAACUCUACUACCAUGUGAUUGGCACCAACCAAUCAGAGGACAUCCUGGUGGCUGAGUUCCCUGACAAUCCAAAAUGGCACAGUGGAGUAACGGUGUCAGAUGACGGCAGGUAUGCAGUGCUGGACAUCACAGAGGGCUGUGAGCCAGUCAACCAGCUGUGGUACUGUGACCUGCAGAAGCUGCCCAAUGGCAUCACAGGCCUGCUGCCCUGGGUGAAGCUGGUGGCUAACUUUGAGGCGCAGUACUCCUACAUCACCAACGAGGGCAGUGUGUUCACCUUCCGCACCAACCUGGAUGCCCCUCGUUACUGCCUGAUCAACAUUGACCUGGAGAAACCAGACAAGGACCACUGGAGGACCCUCCUACCCCAGCAUGACAAGGACGUCCUGGGCUCUGUGGCCUGUGUGAACCAGCACCACCUGCUGGUCAACUAUGUCCAUGACGUGAAGGACAUCCUGCAGUUGUAUGAGCUGUCCACUGGUGGUCUGGUCAGAGAUCUGCCUCUGGACGUGGGCACUGUGGUGGGCCUCAGCUGUAAGAAGAAACACUCUGACUUCUUCUACAAGUUCACCUCCUUCACCACGCCAGGUGUGAUCUACCACUGUGACCUGAGCCAGGCGUCUCCAGAACCCACCGUGUUCAGACAGGUGGAGGUGAAGGGUAUUCAACAGGAGGACUAUGAGACCAACCAGGUGUUUUACCCCAGUAAGGAUGGAACUAAAAUCCCCAUGUUCCUGGUGCACGCCCGUGGUCUAAAGAAGGACGGAUCACAUCCUGUCUUCCUGUACGGAUACGGAGGUUUUGAGAACUCCAUCCAACCAUACUACAAUGUUCCGUACCUGCUGUUUGUUAGACACCUGGGGGGAAUCCUGGCUGUAGCCAACAUCAGAGGAGGAGGGGAGUACGGACAGACCUGGCACAAAGGUGGUACCCUGGGGAACAAGAUGAAUUGCUUUGAUGACUUCCAGUGUGCAGCAGAGUAUCUGAUCCAAGAGAACUACACCACAGCCAGCCGCAUAGCCAUCAACGGAGCCUCCAAUGGGGGACUGCUCGUGGCGGCAUGUGUGAACCAACGUCCGGACCUGUUCGGCUGUGCUGUGGCUGAAGUUGGGGUGAUGGACAUGCUCAAGUUCCACAAGUUCACCAUCGGCCACGCCUGGACCACUGACUACGGCUGCGCAGACCACCCUGAGCAGUUCAAAUGGCUCAUUGAGUACUCCCCUCUUCACAACCUCCCCCCUAACCCUCACGCUGGCGCUGCCUACCCUGCCAUGCUCCUACUGACUGCCGACCAUGACGACCGGGUGGUGCCCCUUCACACCCUGAAGUACUGUGCCACACUGCAGCACGGUGUGGGCAGCAGCCCCGGGCAGCGCCAGCCUCUCAUGGUCAGGGUGGACACCCGCAGCGGUCACGGAGCGGGCAAGCCUACUGCUAAGGCCAUCCUGGAGGAUACUCACAUCUUCUCCUUCAUCGCCCAGACACUGGGGCUGAGCUGGAGAGAGUGAGGGAGGGAGGGAGGGAGGGAGGGAGGAGAAAAGGAGAGGGAAAAGGUAAAGGAAAAGUGAGAAAAAGAGGAGUAGCGGUAGAGAUUAGCAGAGACAGAGGAGGUUAGGAGAGAGGAAUGGGGGAGGGAAAUUUAAGGAGUGGAGGGAGGAUGAGACAAGAGUAACUUGCACUGGGAAAACAGGUGGUGUUUGACAAACUGAUUCUGUACACUAUAAAACCCCACAGUGGAUGUGUCAUAAUACCCAUAAAAUCUAACAGUCAAACAGGGAAAUGGUUCCAAUCGUUUUUCCACCAUUCAUUUUAGAAACACUUCAAAUAAGGGCUGUGUUUUGUGUAGGCCUACCCUGCUGUGAUGUUUUGAUAACUUAUCAAUAUAUUCACUUUAUUUUGUAUAAAUAAAAUGUUAUUUCUUGUUUUGCCAAUUGUACAUCAUUUAUCACUUUUUCCUGUAAUAUAAUUUUUUUGUGGGUAAGAUUGCAUCCUAGAGAACUAAGUGGAAGCACUUGUCCUCUAUACCCAGUAGGUGGCAGUAUGUUACAGUGGAAUAGCUUUACGGAGCUUCACUUCCUGACUGUGCAACCUUAGCUGUCAGCCAGACUGCUAACAGUCCUCGCCGAUGACAGUCUUAUCAAAUAGCUACCCUAUUCAUAGAAAAAUAUGCACAAAAUGUAUACCUUGGCUUUCUCAUUGUGCCAUCCACCAUAGCCUGAACGUGUUUAGCUCUUUGAAAAUGGACCCAUUUCAAGGUCUUUCAUUUUUAUUAGCUGUAAAUGUGUUUAUACAAGUGCUCUCUCUGUAUUGAAAGACAAGGCUAAAUUAAAAACAGUGCUGUCA
Molecule: messenger RNA, 3108 nt
Organism: Oncorhynchus kisutch (coho salmon)
Lineage: Eukaryota; Metazoa; Chordata; Actinopteri; Salmoniformes; Salmonidae
Product: prolyl endopeptidase
Exons: 15
Coding region: 144-2273 (709 amino acids)
Biological process (GO): proteolysis
Cellular component (GO): cytosol
Molecular function (GO): serine-type endopeptidase activity; oligopeptidase activity
Source: RefSeq, a predicted model, not a curated record